AUGCUGGCCUCUGCGGCUUGUUAUGCCCAACCUGCGAGCGGGCAGAGCAAGAAGAGACCGCGAAGUGUCAGCAACAAGUCUGACAAUCCACCAAGUGUCAGCAAGAGCUCUCAGCGUGGCACUUCUGGAACGAGAAGGAAGCCGAUGUGUCGGCGUCAGACGGCUGUUCCGCCCAAGGCGAAGGCUGUCCCGAAGUCCCAGUCUGCGACCAGGGAGCCACUUUCUCGGCGUCCGAUGGUUGUUCCGCCCAAGGCAAAGGCUGAGGCGAAGAGAAAAAAUCAGCGUCAGCGGCGAGACAGGCCAGCAGGGUCAGACGCUGAUCCCGAGGAGAUGGUCGAACUGGAUUGCUCCGCUCCUCCAACCACUACAUGCGGACACACGAGUUUUACAGCGUCAUGUCCGCAGUGCUGGUUUGGUCGUCACGGAACAGAUUGGCAACAGAGUCAUGGAAGCUUCCUUUCCAGACAAGGUGUCAAUGGCCGCAGUGUCAGAAUUGUUUGGUUGCAGCAGAAGCCAAGUGGCAUGCCUGGACCAUGGGCCCUGGGAUGUGCGGUGUGCAACGCCUGGAGCAAGAAGCUGGAGGGCAACCCUCGAUCAACUGCUUUACGACGCCUGAGUCAACGAGUGUCAACAAAGUGGGCGAGGUACGAAAUCAACAAGCUAAGCCAAAUGCAGGCGUCGGCAGUGCAGCUACACGCCAAGAGUCAGAUUCACAUUGCAGCUGUGAAAGCAUUCGAAUCUCCGGACUUGCCGUUGCAGGCACUCUUGCCGCGUAGCAAGUCUGAUGCUGAUUUGUUGAAGGGGGCUGUGCCCCAACCGCCAGAUUGGCUGGCUGCCUUCAGAGCAGCUCAAUCCCCAGUGUCAUUUCUGAAGGCCGAAAAGCAAUGUGAGACAGCUGCUUAUGCCGCCAUACGGUCAACUUACACCAAAAGGCGUCAGAUGAAGCAGAUGAUUUCCGUGAUGACCGAGGUCACACGUCAGAAGAAGCGCGCCGCCAUCCUGAAUGCUGCUCAUAUUAGCAUUGCCAUCGACGACCGUUCGCCUUAUCGAGUGGUGCGUUUUCGCACAGUAUGUCUUCCCGGCAAGGCCCGGGCUGACGAGUCGGAGUCACCGUCAGAGUCAGCUUCACCACUGGUACAUGAGGGCAUCCUUGCGGUUCUCAAUGGGUGCUUGCCGGUCGACAACAUGGAGCAGCUCGAUGAUGACUACUCAGAAAAGAUUGCAGAGUCAAUCAAAACCGCCAUCGAGCGGUUGGCGACCCCGUUAGGGUCAGAGUCAGACUCUGACCGCGACGUCAGAGUCAUCCAGUCCUUCUACGACAAAGUCACGUCAGUGUCAACUGACGGCGCAAAAUCGAUGAGAAAAUGUACUCUCAUCUGUGAGAGUCAAGUUUUCAAGAACUUGCGGUUCGCCCUGCCGGAUCGGGCGCAUCAGAUUCGCAGAGCGUCAAUACCGCUGACGCUGGAGAAGCGGUUCCGAAGCUUUUGGGACAACGUGUUCUCCAAGCGUCACGCUCUCGUUCCUGACCUGCAAAACUCAGCGCAGUGGCAGAUGAGGUUUCAGACUAUGGAGAACGAGCUCAAGAGUCAGAGUCAGAAUGAUGAACUGCCUGGAGGGCUGAAGAAGGCCUUGCGGACUUUGAGUUUCGCAAAACAGCGGUUCGACUCUUGCUCGCUGCCAGCGUCAAAGUUCGUCCUGCUGCUUCAGCCUUUCGCUCUUUUGUUGGCGCACCAAGCGUCAGACCAGCGCCUGGAUGCGCAGACCCGCUGGCGGUCCCAACAGAUGCUGCGGCUGAUGGACGCUGAACUGGUUCUGGUUGCAGGCUUGAGCGCUGACUUUUCUGGCGAAGUGUUAAAGUUUGUUCGGCAGCACGAUAUCCGGUCCCACGACAUAAGCCGAACAUUGCAGGAGAGGGACCAGUUUCUGCACAGACUGGACACACUGUUCAUCCAGGGUCAUAUUCUGGACGAAGACACAGAGUCAUUUGCCCACAUGGCAUGUCGGAAUGCAAUUUCCGCUGGCCCCAUACAGUUUGGAGACAACAUGCAUGACCUUUGGGGGCCAAUGGGCAAGCAGAAGUGUCAGGAGGUCAUGACAUCUAUACAGGCCGUCACAGACAGUUGCAAAAGCCGUGUCAUGGCCGACAUGAGUGUCAAUGACCCUGAAAUGGCCUUCGCAGUUUUCAACCUGGAAGGUUGGCUUCAUGGCAAGGCUGCAAAUCCGGAAUACCGCCAGCGUCAUUUCAAGAUGCUGAGGAGGCUCUGCCGUGUUCUGAAGCUGCCCUACGAGCCAACAGCGCUAGAGUUCGAGGGUGUGCUUGCAGAGCUUCUGGACGACACUGACAGUGUCAACCAGUCUGUUGCGAGUGCAGACAACAGGCCCAUCUGGGCCAGGGUCCUUGGAGCUGGCAAGCCGCUACGUCAGUGUAACCAAGAGCUUGAGCACCUGCCCAAGCUGGUGGCUUUCUACAUGAGUAUUUUGGACGGCGAAUGCACCCUGCUGCAUAUUAAUUACUGA
Symbiodinium sp. CCMP2592 is the source of this 2517-nucleotide messenger RNA. NCBI's taxonomy places the organism in Eukaryota, Dinophyceae, Suessiales, Symbiodiniaceae. The record is from the annotation of a GenBank genome assembly.